Homo sapiens (human) is the source of this 10206-nucleotide messenger RNA. RefSeq names its product LanC like family member 3 (gene LANCL3). Gene Ontology annotation, biological process: peptide modification; carbohydrate metabolic process. Lineage: Eukaryota; Metazoa; Chordata; Mammalia; Primates; Hominidae. Bases 211 to 1377 code for a protein of 388 amino acids. The transcript is spliced from 6 exons. The record is from RefSeq and is marked validated.
ACUCGGGAGCCUCGCGGCAGCCCGGCGCCCCACUUGGCCAUCCGCUCCUUGCCCGCCUCCUCUUGUCACCUCCCGUCUCAUCCUUCUCGCUCCUUCCCCGCCGCAUACACCGGCAUCCGAGUGCCUCAGAGAGCCGGAGGUGGUGUGCGGGGCUGCAGGGCACGACUUCAAGCGGUCCUCAGCUCCGCACUAGGGGGCACGGGCAACAGCAUGGACACCAAGCGCUGCUUCGCCAAUCGCUUCGAUGACUACCAGGGCAGCCUGCUGGCGGGCCAGUGUGAGGAGGCGGUGGCGCCCUUGGUCACCGCCACCAUCGAGCGCAUCCUCCAGGAGCUUCCCCCACUCGGGGGCGGCGCGGAGGCCCGAGGGGCGACGGCGGGGGCUAGCGCCUGCCAGGGGGGGCUUUAUGGCGGCGUGGCCGGAGUGGCGUAUAUGCUCUACCACGUCUCGCAGAGCCCGCUUUUCGCCACGGCCCGGGAACGCUACCUGCGCUCGGCUAAGCGCCUCAUCGACGCGUGCGCCCGCGCUGAGGAGUGGGGCGAACCGGACGCCGACACCCGCGCCGCCUUCCUGCUCGGGGGCGCGGGCGUGUACGCCGUGGCCACGCUCGUAUACCACGCCCUGGGCCGGUCCGACUACGUGCAGCCGCUGGGCAAGUUCCGGGCUCUGUGUGCCGUCUGCGCGCCGGUCUCCUUCCUGGAGUGCGGCUCCGACGAGCUGUUCGUGGGCCGCGCGGGUUACCUGUGUGCCGCGCUGGUGCUCAAGCAGAAACUCGCCCAGGAGGUGCUGACUCCAGCACAGAUCAAGUCAAUUUGUCAGGCAAUUCUGGACUCUGGGAAGCAGUAUGCCAUAAAGAAGAGGAAACCAUUCCCCCUGAUGUAUUCUUACUAUGGAACCGAAUACUUGGGGGCAGCUCACGGCUUGUCGUCUAUUCUUCAGAUGCUUCUUUCUUACCAUGAGCAUCUCAAGCCCUCAGAUCGGGAAUUGGUAUGGCAGAGCGUGGACUUUCUCAUGGAACAGGAACAAAACUGCAACUGGCCACCUGAGCUCGGCGAGACCAUCGAGAGAGAGAAUGAGCUGGUGCACUGGUGCCAUGGCGCUCCAGGAAUUGCCUAUCUGUUUGCCAAAGCUUAUCUGGUUUCCAAGAAACCGCAGUACCUGGACACAUGUAUUCGGUGUGGGGAACUCACAUGGCAGAAAGGCCUGCUAAAGAAGGGGCCUGGGAUUUGCCAUGGAGUAGCCGGCAGUGCCUAUGUCUUCCUGCUGCUGUACCGGCUCACGGGAAACUCUAAAUACAUCUACCGAGCUCAAAGUUCAUUCCCUGUAAACUUGAUAAAGAUGGAACAUCUGCUGUAUACCAGACAACAUUGCUUUUAAUAGAUAUUACCUCUGACUGGUUUGCUCAAUUCUUAUUUACCGAGGAAUUCAAGGCCGGUUCUCGGGUCCUUGAAAGUAUAUACAGCUUGUAUGAAGGCUUCUCUGGGACAGUGUGCUUUCUGAUUGACCUGCUGCAGCCCAAUCAGGCUGAAUUCCCACUCUUCAGCGUCUUUGUUUAGAAGGCUCUAUCUUCCACUGUGGCCCUGCAGAGAUCCCCUGAGCCAAGCCGAGGCAGUUUCCACAUAAGCCACAUUCAAUGGUAUCGCAACCAUGAGCCUUAACAUUGCCAUCAGAAGGAAGGAAUCAGGCAGGUGAAGGCAACAUGAUGCCAGAUUUGAGAAAGGAUCUGCAAAAUAAAGAUACCACAAUUCAUCUUAAAACUGCAGAGAUUUAAUGUGUCAGGGAAUAGAUGUGAAACAAGGGAUCAUAGGAAAAGGGGAAAGAGAAAUGAUCUGUUUUUCAGUUAUGACAUAGAAAACCAAACUGCAAGUGUAGACUAUGACAAAAAAUACACUAAUACCUUUGCAAUCUGAAUGAGAAUUUGACCAUUUGUGUGUGCCCUCUACCCUUAAAUUCAGAAAUAAAGACAAUAAAAAAUUAAAAUAAUUGCCCAGCUGAAAACUGCUAUGAGGAAUGGAUUGUCAGGUUGCUGAAGUAUAAAAAUAAACUCUUGGUUGUCCUGUGCUUAUACUUAUUGAAAUUUAUGGUUUUUACUGAGCAAAGAUAUUUGCAUAUGAAUCUCUAUUUUUUUCAUUACCCUGGGCAAUUUAAAGAAAUCAUAUCAUAGCGUAGUUCAGAUACUAAAAUUUGAAGUUUCCUUAGGCCCUAGAACAUCUCUUUUCCUGGUUCCUUUUUUUUCCUCAAAGCUCAAUUAGAAUAGCAAAAUUUAUAAGCUAGUAAACUUAUACUAUAGCAAGUGUUGCUGUAAAGUGUUUUUCUCCAUAGGAAGUGUGAACUGUGUAUUGUCUAUUGUUAGUAAUUUUAAAAAUGCCUUUAUGUACAUAAUCUUGAUGGAGCUAUUAGCUGAACUAUAAAAUAUGCUCUUGGUAAAUAUCACUAAUUUCAAAGAUCAGGGGAACCACUACAAAGACGUGUCAUUUCUGCCUUUGUUUGGGACAGGCAGACAGGCUGAGGAAGUCACCAGUGAUUGUGGAAAUAAUUUUGCUCCAUUUUAUACUAUUAAAUGAAGAGAUGAGUGAAUUCUGUGGUUGGUUACCUUACCUUCCAAGAUACAGGGUCCACUAGAAAUUGGCUGUAAUACUCAUUGAGCCAAGUUGUCAUAUCAAAUUCAACCCUGCUGUAAACACAUAGAAGUUGUGAAACUGCUUCAAGUAAAUAGUGGUUUGCAGAACACUGUAGGAGCAUCUGUCACUUCAUUAUGCAGAGCAUAAGUUGAUCCUUUUCCUAGAAUUUUGUCAGUGGCAAUUGCAUAUAUCAGAUUGAGUAGGAAAUUGUGUACUGUAUAAGACUUAUUUAAAUAGUCAUUAAAUAUUUGGAUAUAUUAUGUGUGUGUGUGUGUGUGUGUGUGUGUGUAUGGUGUGUAUUCCAUAUCUAUUCCCAUGUAAAUCCAAAUACUUAUUCUUUAUUUCAGUAAUUCUUAACUUGAAUCAUAGACUUUGGAACGAGUUAGGGAAUGCUCUGUUGCCUAAAAAGCAAACCUACAAGUAUGUUGGUGUGUGUAUGUGUAUGGACCAGUUUGUUUGUGUGUGUGUGUGCUCAUUUUGAGGGGACAAGGAUCUCUAGCAUUCAUAACAUUCUCAAAGAAUCUGACCAAAGAAAGGUAACAACUAUCUUUGUGUAUUUUAUGACUGUGUGUGUUUGCACUCAUUGCAAUAAAGUAGGACAAAAUGAUUUUGAAAUGCAUACAUCUUUUCAGCUUCCUGUUUCAUUUUUACAUCCUCAGAUACAACCAUAUCAAAUUGGCCUCAGUUGUUCAUCAGUGAAAAUGCUCAGUUUGGGGUGAUACCACAUAAAUAGCAGCUUUCAGAUGACUCCCCACAUUGGGUCCAGAAGUUCUUUCAUAUAGGCUGAAUAUAAUAACCAUCCUAUAUACAGAGCUUUAUGGAACACAUGCAGUUUUUAUCGUCCAAGAACCCCUCAAGAUGUGUUUGGUAAAUGCUCCAAAGUCUUACAGCUAGAAAAGGACAAAACCAGGAUUCAAACCCAGGGUUUCACUUUCUAAGUUUAUUUAUUCAGUAUUCUAGACUAGAAUCUGGGGAUACAAUAGUGAACAAAAUAAACUUUCCCUCAAAGCUACCUUCUGUUUCCAUUUGCUGUUCCUUUCACAAUUCAUCCUUGAGACCUGAAACCUAAAGCACUCAGAACUGAUACUCUAGUUCAUUAUCAUAUCAGUUCCAUUUCUAGUAACUUCAGAAAAACAAGACCACUUUCAGGCCUAUCUGCCCUUUUAAGUUCUGAUAGGUCUGAUGAUGAUGUGCUAACCAUUUUGAUUUGUGUGUCAAAUCUAAGCAAAGACCAUGUUUGAGUAUUGUCUUUAUGAAAUGACAUUUCGGUAAAUUAGAAACAACAAUAGGCUUGUUUAGCCCUUAAACAUGUUGAUGAAACUUUUCAUUUUCCUGAAAGAAUUAUAGAUUUUGGAAGGUCCUCUUCUAUAUUAUUUUUCCAAGAAGGGGAAAACGAUUCUUACAUUUUGCUGUAGGAAAGUGUGGCAUGUUACUUCUUAUUUAAUUAUCCAACUUGCCCCCCUUCUCUGUGGUAGCAUUUUUAAUGUAGUACUUAAGGCUGUUGUCUCUUAAAGGCUACAGGGGCAUUUUCACCACCACUAGUAUAACUUUAAUAUUAUUUACUAUAUACAGCAUGAGCAAUUAUAAACCCUGAAGGUAAUAGUGGAAAUGUUUGAGGAUACAUUGAAAUAGUCUCUCAAUAAUGGGGAGACUGCAUUAUGCUUUGAUAGCAAGACAUUUUGGAAACCAUUACAACUCUGUGUAUUUUGUUUCAUUAAUGUAAUUACAUACCAUCUCUUCCACACACACCCCAGAAUAUUAUACAUUUUUAUUUUGCCCAAGCCUGUUUCAGUCAUCAGUUUGUAGUCUUUUACUUCCACUUGUAACUUGAUAACUGAGUAGAACAGGGGUUUGCUAGAGUAUAUUUCCCUGUGCUUCUUUAGGUAGUUGACUAUGCUAUUAAGAUAACAGUAUUUGCUUACUGAUAACUUGAGAAACAGUCAUUUUCUUGGUCUGUGCUAAAUUGCAUCUCUUCCAGUGGCAGCUUAUUUCUUUAACUUUUUUGACAUAUUAAGAUUUUAAUCAUGGUAAUACUGAAAUUGUUUCAAAUUUGAAAGAGCGAACCUCAGUAACUUCAAUGAAACAAAUGGGUUUGUGAUUUCUAGCCAUGUUAAAUGAACACACAAUUAAAAGGAAAACCAUUAGUGGUGCAAAGAGCCCUGUGCUGGAAAUCUCAAAGUCUUGCUCUGCCACUUUUAGGGGCCACUGUAGUAAUAAUAAUAAUCACCCUGUCUACUUCACAGGGUUGUUAUAAAAGUUGUCAAUGAUAAAAUGGAUAUAAGUGAGUUUUUUAAUGUGCAGAUCCUUUAUAUAUUUAAAAGGGAUGUUAUAUUUUACCCACUAUAUACAUAGAAAAAUCAUGCCCAGUUAUGACUUCCAAUAAGAAUUUCAACCAAAUAGAAUCUCUAUAUGUGGAUGUAGUGCUUGAGGUCUGGGUCACUAGAUGGAUAAAAACCAAGUGUACAUUUUUUUAUAUUCUACCACCAGUCCUGAGCACAGCACUUUGCCUCAGAAGGUUCUGAUUCACCAAGACUUACUACAUGGGAAUAGACUGAUUUAGCUCAGGAGCUCCUUUUAAUGCAAAUAUUUAUUUUGCUUGCUGAGAACAAAGGAUUACAGUGCCAAUAACUCAAGAAAAGGAGCAGGCAAGCCAGGUCUGUAGAGAGAAAAUGAACUGGAAAAUAAAGUAAUUCUGGGGUGAGUUUGAUCUGCACUUUAAUUCAAGUCUCAGAACCACGUGACAUAUAGUGAUCAAAAUAUACUCUCAAUUGCAUAUUAGGCCUUCCUUUGGGGACCUGGGCUAUUUAUUCAGCACUGUCCCAAAUUAAUAGCUAAAUGACUGAGCCUCAAAUUUGCCGAGCCCGUGUAAUAUUGGUAUAAAUUUGGCAAGGAAAGCAAAUGAGAAGGCAGGCAAAGGGGUGGGUGAGGGGAAGCUUGCUGAAGCUCAGUAUCUCAAAGUGAGUUGUGGAUGCGUGUUUAACACUAUAAAGAACCAGUCCAUUCUUACCCAUGAGUUUUAUUGCUUUCUGGGACCUCUAACCCAGGACCACCCCUGAUUCACCAACUUCUCCUUCUUCUCCUCUUUAAAUAUUAUAGUUCAUUGUGAUAUGUUUUUCCUGUAUCUGCUCUAUCAUGUGACCUCCUUUCGCCUGGGAGGGCAGAUUUUCUCCUUAUCUCUUCCAUCCAUGUCUGUUCUUAGCUAAGAGUUCCAGCCUCAGUACAGCUGGAUUACCCUUUGGACAGAAGGGCAGACAACCUCAAGGUCAGCAGCAACAGAAGUUGGGCCUAGUAGUCAGAUCACAAGUGAGUGUGGCUAUUCAUGAGAAUAGGGUGGUGGUGGCAUUUAUCCUGCUUCCCCUCCAUAAAUAAACCUGGUAAUUUUAUUUUUAAUGUUACAAAAAAAGUUGAUGCUACAUUAAAUGUUUUACCCUCAUCCAUUAUCAUAAAUCUCAUACUGGAGGUGUGAUCUCUCUUCUUGUUUCUUUAAUUGAAAGUACCAAUGAAUCGAGGCCUGGUGGAUGAUGCCUUUAGAGUUUUUUGUUUUGUUUUGUUUUUGUUUUCUUGAAUCAUUGAAACUUGUCAUUUUUAUCUAGACUCUUCCACAAAUGGCAAAGUCACUUAUCUGCAGAAUUCCCAGAAUCUUCUUUUGCCUUUGUGCACCUGCUAAUUACCCCCUCUGAACUGAAUUUGAAAAAAUUAAUUAAAAUAACCGAAUCACCCAUGUUUUUGUUCUUGCAGGGUUUGGUGAGUUAUGUGGAUUAAAAGAACAGACUAUCCUCUCUCUUUUUUUGUCUUUCUUCUCCCUGUCCAAUACUGAGGAAGAAGAGGGAGAAGGGGGUAAAGAUACAUAAGGCUUAACUACCCAGGGUUAUGAAAACAGUUUGCAAAGUCUUCCUGUUUGCUUCCCUUUUGGUUUUUCUUAGUCCCUGUAGGAAAAAGUUUACCCCUCUGUGUGCGAGUGUGUGUGUGUGUGUGUGUAAGUAGUUGAGUGAAAAAGAAUGAGACUGACUUAAGGAGAGUCAAUAUCGCAUAUGAAUCAAAAGCCAACAUUUAGCUAUUAGAUAGAUCUCAGUGAAAGGAUAUGUUCAAGCUAAGUUGAUUAAGUUUAUUAAACUUAUUUAUUAAGCUUGACUAAGCUUAUUAAAACUUCUGCUAGGUUGAAGCCAUUAGUAACCAUCUGUAGAAGAUAACAGCCAUGAGUUUCACAAAUACAGCAGCAGUGUCUGCUAGAAUUGUGCUGUGAGCCACGAAUGCAAACCACAUAUGCAAUUUUCAAAUUUUCUAGUAGCUACCAAAAAGGUAAAAGAAAAAGAUGAAAUUAAUUUUAAUAAUGUAUUUGACUUAGCCUUAUAUAUCCAAAAUGAUAGCAUUUCAAUAUGCAAUCAAUAUAAAAACAUGAAUGAGCUAUUUUACAUUUUUGUACUGAGUCUUCAAACUCUAGUGUGUAUUUUAUACUUACUAUACAUCUCCAGUCUCGAAGUAGCCACAUUUCAAGUGUAUAAGAGCUGCAUGUGAGUUGGCUAUUGUAUUGGACAGUCCCAUUCCUGUUUCCUAGUAUUGAUAAAGUCUUCCUACCUUCCUUCGUUGUUAUGGGAGAAAAUGUAAACAGAACCUGCCUAUUACACGAGAGCUGCAAUAUUUCCCCAAAUGCAGCCCAGCAGUACCAUGAGCUGCCCUGUGGAAAAAUUUAAUCUGUGAUUAAAUAAGUUAGGAAAGUUUUAUUAUUUUACCCCCUUUUGAAGAUUACAUGGUACAUUAACAUAUUAAAGAUUGAGUAAACUCUCCUGGGUAAAAAAACCUGUUUGACGUUGUUUAGUUGUUGAGUUCUGUGUCUAUAAGAAUCCUAGAAAUUGCCACAAGUGUCUCUCCAUAAGAAAAACUUUGUGUUUUCCUCUCUUUCUCCACUCCUUUUGGGGCCCAUUUCUAUUUAUCUUUGUAUUCAGAAUCACCCGAGAGCCACAAUAUCUCUUUUGUUCUAGAACAACCACCUCCUAAAUUGAAACCAACAGAUGGCUUUAAAGUCUUGCACUUGGACAUAGAUCUUCAGAAAGUACCAAAAUAUAUACCUUCCUCUUAUUCUUUCAGAAACGGUGAACACUCUAAAAAGAUGUGGGGGUGUGGUGGGGGAUAUGUGAAUGUGUAUAUGUGUAAACACCAAAUACAUACAGUUUCUUAAGUAGAGUAAUGCAAUUCUUGCUGAUGUUUUAUUUUUAUUUUUAUUUUUUUAUUUUUUUUUUUUUUUGAGACGGAGUCUCGCUCUGUCGCCCAGGCUGGAGUGCAGUGGCGGGAUCUCGGCUCGCUGCAAGCUCCGCCUCCCGGGUUCACGCCAUUCUCCUGCCUCAGCCUCCCAAGUAGCUGGGACUACAGGCGCCCGCCACUACGCCCGGCUAAUUUUUUGUAUUUUUAGUAGAGACGGGGUUUCACCGUUUUAGCCGGGAUGGUCUCGAUCUCCUGACCUCGUGAUCCGCCCGCCUCGGCCUCCCAAUAUUUUUAUAUUUUGUGUGUGGUGACAAUGUACAUGCUUUAAUGUGUACUGUUCUAGUAAUAUGUAUGAAGUAGCUGUGACAUAGCAGUCAGUUUUAAAGAUACAGACUAUAAUUGACUACUGUCAAUCUUUAACAAGUGAUCUUUUUGCAACUUGGUUUUAGUGGGGUCUCUGACGUUGUCCCCACAAGUUUCAUUUUAAAAUCUAUGCUUAAGUGGCAGUUACCAAUAUAAUUAAUUCUGCUGCUGAAUUUGGUUCAUAUUGAAUGUGGUAACCCUUAUAUGUGGAUAUAUUCAAACAUGUGGAUUGAUUUAGAUCAUCCGUUUUGUCUUUGUUUUUUAGGACUUUGCUAUUUCAAUAUUAAAGAUGUCUUUUGAAUACUGUAGCAGCAGUAGAAUCCCUAUGUUCUUGAAAAUGCAAAAUGUAACAUGAGUUGCACAUAGACUCUCUAGCAGUAGAAAUGGAAUAUUCUAAGUGCAGAAGUUUGGUUUUAGAAUCUGUUAAGGAAGGACGGCCCAAUCUUUGAAAAGGUACAGCUUUCUCAACUUUGAACAUCUGGGGGAACUCUUCUUGGAAGUCUGAAUUUUAAUAUCUUUAAUCCAAUGGCUCUAAAUUAACAAACAUUAAAAAAUGGAUUUCGUAGAAUCAAAUUAUUAGGGGGAGCACUUUGCAAAGCCAUAUACUGGUGAAUAUAUACUGGGUCAAGCACCACAUGUUAGUUUUGGAAUGUGUAUUUCCCAGCGAAUAGAAUUUACUGCUCCAAAAAGCUUUUUUGGCAUAAAUCACAAUACUUACAGAAAUAUAAUUGUAUCAUUGAAAAAAACAAAGCUCACCUUCCUAAUGAUACAUUUCACAAACUGCACAUUAGGGCAAUUUCUUACUUAUGAGGAGGUACAAAGAAAUACUCUGUCAAUAUAGUAUAACUGCUUAUUUCAAAUUGUAUCUAGGAAUGAAUAACUACUAUUAUUUAAAGUACUACUGAAUUUUGAGGAACUGAUCAAAGAAUUAGUAUUAUUAAUAAAAUUGUACUAUUUGCAAUAUAUUUGCCUUGGCACAAAUGCAGAGUUAAAAACAUAAAAUUAUAAAAAAAAAUAAUAGUGAUUGGUUGUUACUACUUUAAAAUCCUACUAAUUUCCAUUAGCACUAAAUCAAACAGCACUUAUCUGUUGUAUACAAGUAAAAUUUUGAAAGACUCGGACACAAAAUGAAAGGCUUUUUAAAAAUGUCUUUGCCAUAACAGGUUAUAUGACCUCUUGCUAAUUGUUAUAUUUCCUUAGGGGCACUUUGAGGCUCUUUCAAAGACAUCUGCAGCAAUUAGGUCUAAAUUUAGAGUAGAAUAUUUUGCCAGAUAUUUUACUAUAUCACAAAAUGUCAUACUACUGUAUUUUAUAAUAAAACCAAAUUCUCAAGUAUUCUGGUAUGUUACAUAUUAAUAUACCAAAACAUCACUUUCUAUAAGUCUAUUAUUAUGUACAUAAUAUUUUUAAAAAUAAUGGGUAUUUUGGUCCUAGUGAAAAAGUAUAAUGCAAUACAUGACAUUAAUCUUUAGUCAAAACCCAUUGAGGUGUCUGACAGGGAAAUUAGCAAUCAUAAGCUAUAAGAUAUAUAUUAUUUUCAAGGACAAAAUGGCAAAUGAUAAUACAGAAAGACGUGAUCACUGGAGCAAGUUAGCUGGUGUGCAGACUAAGAAGGAUCAACUUGCAAAUGCUCAUCAGAAUUUAGCUUUUGUUAUUGGUUGUUCUGCAGGGGAUAGUACUAGUCAGUUGAUAUUGCUUCCCUUUCAUGUGGGAGUUUGCUCACAGCCCACUGCAUGGUAUAAUGAAAUCUCUAUAAGCAAGAUAGAGUCAGAAGCUUAGAGAUGCACUUUAUGGUUUUUACAACUGCUGUUACAAUGUUCUAAACACUGUGAUCUUUCCAAAUGUGUUUUCUGUAUUCGUUUUGUACUGUAGAAAAUAAUUCGCUAUAAACUGGACUUUAUAGUGUUUAAAGCGAUGUUAUUUAUUGGCUUAUUGCCCCUCCUUAUAAUACAUUUAUGUACAGUACACUUAAUGUAAAACCUGUGAUAAUCCUUUGCCUUAAAAUAAAAUCUAAUGCUAAAUA